Messenger RNA from Callorhinchus milii (elephant shark), 3703 nucleotides. Its product is annotated as influenza virus NS1A-binding protein. Gene Ontology annotation, molecular function: protein binding. The record is from RefSeq and is a predicted model, not a curated record. The transcript has 18 exons. The coding region runs from base 803 to 2728 and encodes 641 amino acids. Lineage: Eukaryota; Metazoa; Chordata; Chondrichthyes; Chimaeriformes; Callorhinchidae.
UUGAAUACAAAUAUUUGAGUCGUCUCAUUCUGUGCAGUAAUUAUCUUGGUUGUUACAUACCCUGAGGCUCUGUGCUGAACUUUUGCAUUCCGCUUGGUGCGUCCCUCAUAGUUUGUCUUGAAAGAUCCUUGGAAAUUGGUGUGCAACAAUGUCAAGAAUGAUAUGGCUAAUGAGCCGGAGAAUAAACCAGACAUCAGACAACUCAGCACACACCAGCAGGGACUGAACCUGGCAACUUUCCACUCUUCAUGACUCAUUUGCUCAGUUUAUUGUGCGGAUUUUCCCAUUGCUAAGAUCCGAUUCUGAUGCACUGCACCAAAAUCUACCAUUGAGACUCCUUAUGGUAUCAAUUGCUUCAAAACCGCAAUAUUGACAAAUUGAGGCACUCAAAAUGUUUGACUUGUUGUGGAAUGGUGUGGAAGGAACAUGCUGAUGCCAUUCAUUGAAAACUGUUUCAAAACAAAUUCCAUUUGGUAAAAGUGCCAGGAAAGUUCAAUUUCAUUCAGGAUAUGAUGCAACAUCAUCACAGUAGAAAUUCAUGUCUAUAGCCUUGGUGUAUUUUGGGACUCCUUUUCAUCGGCAGCAGGCCUAANUUUUUUGUCAGCACCAUUGAGGCUUACCCUUACAGGACUCAUCAUUGCCUGCCUACAUAUUUGAUACAUCGCCAGUCAAGUCUUUUCAAAUCUUGAUAAAACUGGAUCCAGAGUGCCCAAAAGAAGCAUCAAGUGCCUUCACUUGUUCUAUAAUUGUUUCUUGGAAUUACAGCAGUAUUAAUUGGACUUCCCUAAACACGGAAAACAAAAUGAUUCCUAAUGGAUAUUUAGUUUUUGAGGAUGAGAAUUUCAUUGAGUCAUCUGUGGCCAAACUCAAUGCCCUUCGAAAAAGUGGACAAUUCUGUGAUGUUAGGCUCCAGGUCUGCGGACAUGAGAUGCUGGCUCACAGAGCCGUCCUUGCUUGCUGCAGUCCUUAUUUGUUUGAAAUCUUCAACAAUGAUAGUGAUCCCCAUGGAUUUUCUCAUGUGAAAUUUGAUGACCUGAACCCAGCUGCAGUUGAAGUCUUAAUGAACUACGCCUACACUGCACAGCUAAAGGCCGAUAAAGAUCUGGUAAAAGAUGUGUAUUCAGCUGCCAAAAAAUUAAAGAUGGACAGAGUGAGGCAGGUAUGUGGUGAUCAUAUAUUAUCCCGGAUGGAAGUUCAGAAUUGCAUUUCUUAUCGAAACUUUGCUAGUCAAAUGGGAGAUUCUCGACUGCUGGGUCAGAUUGAUAAUUGCAUUCAGGAACACUUGAUGGAGAUUUCAGAGCAAGAUGCUUUUCUGAAACUUCCACGACUAAAGCUGGAGGUGAUACUGGAAGAAAAUGUCUCCUUGCCUAACAAUGGUAAACUCUACACAAAGGUAAUCAACUGGGUGCAACGUAGUGUCUGGGAGAAUGGAAAAAGCCUGGAGGAGCUGAUGGAAGAGGUUCAAACCUUGUACUACUCUGCUGAACACAAACUGCUUGAUGGAAACGUGCUAGAUGGACAGGCUGAGGUGUUUGGCAUUGAUGAUGACCACAUUCAGUUUGUGCAGAGGAAAUCUCCGCGGGAGAAUAACCACCGUCAGAUGUGCAGCAGCUCUUCUGGAAAUUUGUGUGCUCAAGUGCAAACAAACAAACAUGAGUGGAAAAUCAUCGCCUCUGAAAAAACAUCAACCACUACCUUCUUAUGCUUGGCUGUUCUCAAUGGUGUGCUGUGUGUCAUCUUUAUUCAUGGCCGCAACAGUCCCCACAGUUCACCCUCCAGCACUCCAUGUCUGACGAAGAGCAUGAGUUUUGAGAUUCAGACUGAAGAGGAAGAUGAUAAACUUCUGCCCCCCAUGGAAUACGCUCGUUCUGGUCUGGGGACAGCAGAACUGAAUGGCAGGCUUAUUGUUGCUGGUGGCUAUAACCGAGAGGAAUGCUUGCGCACAGUCGAGUGCUACGAUCCUGCAACUGAUAAUUGGAGCUUCAUUGCUCCGAUGAGGACUCCACGAGCACGGUUUCAAAUGGCAGUGUUAAUGGACCAACUGUACGUUAUAGGUGGAUCCAACGGGCACUCAGAUGAACUUGGAUGUGGUGAGACUUACAAUCCCAAUACUGAUGACUGGACACCCGUACCAGAACUCCGUACGAAUCGUUGUAAUGCAGGUGUAUGUUCCCUGAACAGCAAGCUGUAUAUUGUCGGUGGAUCAGAUCCAUAUGGACAAAAGGGAUUAAAAAACUGUGAUGCCUUUGACCCAGUUUCACAAAUCUGGACAAACUGUGCUCCUCUUAAUACACGUAGGCAUCAGGCUGCCGUCUGUGAGCUCGAUGGUUACCUGUAUGUCGUUGGAGGUGCAGAAUCGUGGAACUGCCUGAAUACAGUGGAACGUUACAAUCCUGACAACAACACCUGGACUCUGGUUUCACCCAUGAAUAUGGCUCGCCGUGGAGCUGGAGUGGCUGUCUACGAUGGUAAGAUCUUUGCUGUGGGUGGUUUUGAUGGGACACAUGCGCUCAGCUGUGUUGAGAGUUUUGACCCGGCCAAAAACGAGUGGAAGAUGCUGGGAAGUAUGACAUCAUCAAGGAGCAAUGCUGGGGUUGCUGUCGUCGAUGGACUGCUCUAUGCUGUGGGAGGCUUCGAUGGCAAUGAGUUUCUGAACACCGUGGAAGUAUACAACCCAGAAACCAAUGAAUGGAGCCCAUACACCAAAAUAAAUAUGUCCAGUUUGUAAAGUUUAGCUUCCUUUUAAGCUGAACUGGUUUAAUGAUUUGUGUUGCAACCAUUGAUGGGCUAGGGUGGGGGGAGGGUUUGGAUUCUACAUUUUUGGGGUGUUUAUGGUUGAGGAGUAAGUAUCCAGAAAAAUUAAAGCAUGAACUCUGGGUGUUGGUAACAUGAAGCCUUUGCAUAUUGCAUAUGUUAAAUUACAUGAAGCUGUAAAUAGUAUUGUCCCAAGAUGUAGGUAUGUUUUUGUGUUGCCUAGUGUGUUUUUGAAAAAGUAACGCGCAAACCUGGUGUGCAAACAGUUUAAUUUAAAAAUCUGGAAAAUAGGAAAAAAAAUUCAAAAGAGCUUCCCCAGAGUUUUUGUUUUGCACAAUUUGCACAUUGCCUCAUCGUGAAGCAGAUGGUUUUGAAUUUGAGUGCAGCAUAACUACAAAAUAACAAAGGGUUUUAAAAAAAAGGGGAAAUAGGCUUUCUGGUCUCUGUUAAAUACCUUUUUAUUUUUUUUCCGGUACUAUGAACAGCAAAGAGCUUAAAUGCAUCAUUGAUAAGCUGACAUGCCUGCCAAUGAAAACUUUUUUUUGAUUAAAUGUUUUAUCACCUUUUUAUAAAAAAUUUAUACUUGGAUUCUACACAGAGAAAUAAAAUGGCAGAUAUCGUUCUGAAGCAUUAAAAACUCAAAUAAAUGCAUACUAGAGUUUGUAAGGCAAGAGUUGGAUCUGUAUAGAUUUCUUAAGCUUUUUAAGUGUUUCGCCUCUGCCUCUGCUGUAACUUAUUAUACUAAUCCAUGUAAAUGCUUGUUGAAUUUAAGGAGAGUUUCCAAAUGUGAAAAUGUAUUGGCGUGGAAUAUUGAAAAGUGCAUUUGUUUUGAUGCUGGAUUUUUAGAAAGUGUCUGAAUGAGAAUUCUAUGAAUUUUGUUACAAACUGCGUAGCUAACAUUCCUAAACCACAAUGCUGAAUUAGGAAAUAAAUAUAUUUAAACUCCCAA